AUGAGUGUCAAAGUAGGUCAUAAAAGCAAGCUAUCAGAUCUUUUACAUUACAGAAUCCGAGUGCUAACGAAUGAUGGUAAAGCCUUUGUAGGAGAACUUAUGGCAUUCGAUUCGCACAUGAAUUUGGUGAUGGGUGACUGCGUGGAACUGAGGAUUCCAGCAACGCAAAUGGCCCAACUCAAGGCGAAAAACAAGGAUCCCAAUGCAAAACCAAAGGUAGAAACACGCACGCUGGGUCUGGUCGUGCUUCGAGGCGAACAAGUGCUCACAACGGUGGUGGAAAGUGGACCGGCGAUGAGCAAACGAGAAAGAGCAGUGGCUCAGGAACGGAAAGCUGCACAGCUCAAAAAACAAAAACAUAAGGGCAAAGGUGUGGUGAAACCGGCUUCCAAGAACGUCACACCGUCCGCAGCGGGUGCGAAACCGGCCAUAGGGUUCCAAAAGGGCUCACAACCUGCGGCUCGUCCGUUCCAGCCUCCACCCGGGUUCAAAAGAAGGUGA
Messenger RNA from Lachancea sp. 'fantastica', 501 nucleotides. The record is from the annotation of a GenBank genome assembly. NCBI's taxonomy places the organism in Eukaryota, Fungi, Ascomycota, Saccharomycetes, Saccharomycetales, Saccharomycetaceae.